This is a messenger RNA of Emericellopsis cladophorae, 486 nucleotides long. RefSeq lists its product as uncharacterized. The coding region runs from base 1 to 486 and encodes 161 amino acids. The record is from RefSeq and is a predicted model, not a curated record. The transcript has 5 exons. Gene Ontology annotation, biological process: proton transmembrane transport. Gene Ontology annotation, molecular function: proton-transporting ATPase activity, rotational mechanism. NCBI's taxonomy places the organism in Eukaryota, Fungi, Ascomycota, Sordariomycetes, Hypocreales, Bionectriaceae. Gene Ontology annotation, cellular component: proton-transporting V-type ATPase, V0 domain.
AUGCCUUCCGAGUACUGCCCCGUCUACGCCCCCUUCUUUGGUGCCAUGGGCUGCACCUGCGCCAUUGUCUUCACCUGCCUGGGUGCCUCGUACGGCACUGCCAAGUCGGGUGUCGGUAUUGCCGCAAUGGGUGUCCUUCGCCCUGACCUUAUCGUGAAGAACAUUGUUCCCGUCAUUAUGGCUGGUAUCAUUGGUAUCUACGGUCUCGUCGUCUCUGUCCUUAUCUCCGAUGGUCUGAAGCAGGAUCUCCCCCUGUACACCGGUUUCAUCCAGUUUGGUGCGGGUCUGUCUGUCGGUCUGGCCGGUCUGGCUGCUGGCUUUGCCAUCGGUAUUGUCGGUGACGCUGGUGUGCGAGGAACUGCCCAGCAGCCCCGUCUCUUUGUUGGCAUGAUUCUGAUUCUCAUUUUCGCUGAAGUCCUGGGUCUCUACGGCCUCAUUGUGGCUCUUCUGAUGAACUCAAAGGCAUCGGCAGAGGUCUCAUGCUAA